AUGUCGGGCGAGGCGUGGUUAUACCUGCUCGCCGUUCUAAUAAAUGCCGUCAACCUCUUCUUGCAAGUCUUCUUCACCAUCAUGUACAGCGAUCUCGAAUGUGACUAUAUCAACCCGAUUGACCUCUGCAACCGUCUCAACACCUACAUUGUUCCCGAAGCAGCUGUUCAUGCCUUCUUGACAUUCCUCUUCCUCAUUAACGGAUACUGGUUGGCGCUACUGUUGAAUCUACCGCUCCUGGCAUUCAAUGCAAAAAAGAUCAUCGAGAACCAGCAUCUACUUGACGCCACCGAAAUCUUCCGAAAACUGAACGUUCAUAAAAAGGAAUCAUUUAUCAAACUCGGCUUCCACUUGAUCAUGUUUUUCUUCUAUCUUUACAGCAUGAUUGUGGCUUUGAUCAGGGAUGAGUCCAACUGA
Fonsecaea multimorphosa CBS 102226 is the source of this 417-nucleotide messenger RNA. RefSeq lists its product as uncharacterized. The coding region runs from base 1 to 417 and encodes 138 amino acids. Gene Ontology annotation, biological process: endoplasmic reticulum to Golgi vesicle-mediated transport. The transcript has 4 exons. NCBI's taxonomy places the organism in Eukaryota, Fungi, Ascomycota, Eurotiomycetes, Chaetothyriales, Herpotrichiellaceae. The record is from RefSeq and is a predicted model, not a curated record. Gene Ontology annotation, cellular component: endoplasmic reticulum membrane; COPII-coated ER to Golgi transport vesicle.